AUGGACGCCCAUUGGAUACAGACACUUUACACGCUGUUGGAGAGAAAUGAAAUCGACAAAACACUUUUGCAGCCGGAGGAAAUAGAGUGCAUAAAGAAGGCGGUGGCCCUCCUGGGAUACAAGCUGACUCCUUGGUACGACGCAAAAACUCUUGUCAUUAGCUGCGCGCAGGAGACGGAGUCUGCAAUAACCGAGUACGAAGUUGCUGCCUUGGACAUUCUGUCGAAUGUGGCGAGUAACUGCGGGGGAGUCUGCGCUGCCUCCCUUCAGAGCUGCACCAUAACAGCAGAUCUCAUCAGGAAGGGAUGGCUUCUUGUUGAGGGCGGCAGAGUGAAUCUCACAAAAAGAGCAAAGGUAGAAAAGGCGCAGAUUCUCUCCGAAGCCACAGGCACGAAGCAGUGCUCUUUCUGCCAAAUUCUCAACUCGGAGGGAAAUGUUCCGCACGAGGAGUGUCUCAAGUACAUCGCCGAAUAA
Molecule: messenger RNA, 474 nt
Organism: Nematocida major
Lineage: Eukaryota; Fungi; Microsporidia
Exons: 1
Coding region: 1-474 (157 amino acids)
Source: RefSeq, a predicted model, not a curated record